UGCCGCGCGCGGGUGCGGCCAUGUUGUGAGCCAUGUACCACAGCAGCACGCAGCGCCGGCACUGGACUUUCCGCGGCGAGGAGGAGCUGGCGCGGCGCCGUGCUGAGGGGAACCACCGGGCACGGGCCAGGGCGGCGGCCAGCGGGAAGGUGCCACAGGGCGACCCGGUGCUGCUGGAGCCGCACGAGGAGCUGGCGCUAUGCAAGUACUACGAGAAGAGGCUGCUGGACUUCUGCGCCGCAUUCAAGCCCGCGAUGCCGCGGUCCGUUGUGGGAACAGCUUGUAUGUAUUUCAAACGUUUUUACCUCAAUAACUCUGUGAUGGAGUAUCAUCCUCGGAUAAUAAUGUUAACAUGUGCAUUUUUGGCCUGUAAAGUAGAUGAAUUUAAUGUGUCCAGUGCACAGUUUGUUGGUAACCUUCAAGAAAGUCCUCUUGGACAGGAAAAAGUUCUUGAACAAAUACUGGAAUAUGAACUGCUACUUAUUCAGCAACUGAACUUCCAUCUCAUCAUCCACAAUUCAUACAGACCGUUUGAGGGAUUUCUAAUUGAUAUUAAGACUCGCUAUCCAGUGCUGGAAAAUCCUGAAGUUUUGAGGAAAACAGCUGAUGACUUCCUUAACCGCGUGGCUCUGACAGAUGCAUAUCUGCUCUUUACUCCUUCACAGAUUGCUCUCACUGCCAUAUUAUCUAGUGGCUCAAGAGCAGGAAUUAAUAUGGAAAGCUAUUUAUCAGAAAGUCUUAUGCUGAAAGAAAACAGAUCAGCCUUAUCCACCUUACUAGAUGACAUGAAAUGCAUGAAAAAUCUCAUUAAAAAAUAUGAACUGCCGAGGCCCGAAGAGGUUGCUGCUCUAAAACAGAAGUUAGAGAAGUGUCACAGCUUGGACCUUUCAUUUAAUACAAACCUGAAGAAGAGGAAAGGUUAUGAAGAUGAUGAAUAUGUCACAAAGAAAUGUAAAAUGGAUGAGGAAGAGUGGACCGAUGAUGAUCUUGUGGAUUCAGCACUACUUUGAAGGAACUCCUACCACUGCAGGAACUACUCUCCGGUGUCAGAUGUGACUCUGCCUGCCACAGGUUCCUUCUUAUGUAUCAUAUGUUAACUUUUACCUUAUCAGUAAAGCUUUUACUUUCCUAAAAGCAGGUUGUGGUUCCAUUAAACCAUCAUCCAAUACGGGUCCAACACUAGCAAGAUUUGCUUCAAGAAAUCUGGCCCUUGUUUUUGGUUCAGAAACGUUUUGAUGUGGCUGCAGUGUAAGGUUAGAGCACCAGCUGAUUUAUUUCCUUUUUACACACCCUGCUAAGAGUUCUACAAUCCACACACCUGCAUACACCUUUGGAUGUCCCCCAGUUUCAUUCUCUUUGCUGCAUUUUGUGUGUAACAGGUAAAUUAGGUAGACAGCUCUCGUAUUUUUAGAGUGUUAUAUUGCCUACACCAAAGCAACUAAAUCCACAAAAUAAUCCCUUUUAUACACUCUCUUAAAGUUGUAAGUAGAGUAGAAAGAAAGGUUAAUUACUUCCUCCUCUGAGAUGCAGUCUAAUACAGGCUUGAUAGGGUUAUUGGACAAUAAAAGAGAAGACUUCUCUAGUAACAAGGUCUUGCAAACAGGUACAUUGUCACUAGGGAAGAGCAUCACACGUGUCUGCCCGGUGCCAUACAUGUGACAUUUGAGAGCUCUCACCUUUCAAGAAGCUGUUCCAGCUGGAGACCAGGGCAACACAGCAAGAACCACUAUAAUACUACAGCAAAGAUGCAAAAGCGAAGUCUCUGAUUUUAUGUGACAGUGAUUUGGCAGUUCUGAUAGACAGAAAAAACACUGUGGGUGUUGUAAAGGCUAACAGUGUUCAUACAAUAAAAUUAUUUAAGUGGUUAUGUCCUUAGUCUUGUCAGCAUCUCUUUUAUUCCUUAUUAUUGUAUCACUGCCUAGAAUGUAACACAUGGUGAUGAUGAAAUACCCUCUAAAUCAGCAACACAUUUUACUUUUCAAAUUUUUAAGCACUUCAUGCACCUUCCACUAGACAAGGUUGCUCCAAGCUUCAUCCAGCCUUCAACACUUCCCAGAGGCAUCCCUAGUUUCUUUGGCACUCUGCCAGUGCCCCACUCCACUUGCAGGGAAGAAUUUAUUUUUAUUUAAUCUCAACCAACCCAAGGGCUUUUACCAUCUACUUUCUCACCCAAUUAUGUACAAAUUAAGGUACAGGGACAAGGUAAUGCUGUCUGAGGACUCACGCUCAAAAAGUGACAGUGUGAACACUGCAAAAUACACCACCAGUGCAGACACUAAAAAACUUCCACAGCAGCCAGUUAGCCAGGUUCCAGAGACAGAGAUAUGCAGCUUGAUUUAUUUUAAAAACAUACUUUUUUCACUUAUAAAAAUAUUUAUGCCAGACUUACAGUACAAAAAAGACCAAACAAUACCUAUUUUAUAAAAUGGUUUAAUGAAUGCAUGCAUGUCUGAUAUAAUGAUCAAUAAAUUUACUGAAUUCAAAUUAUUUAUUGUUGUAAACAUUUUACAAAAGCAUUGUGAUUUAUCGGGAUAUACAGUUCUUGAUGGAAGAACUAUUCAGACUGAAUCAGUGGCACAUCAAAAAAAUAAAGCUGACAAGACCCAUUCUGCA
This is a messenger RNA of Hirundo rustica (Barn swallow), 2613 nucleotides long. RefSeq names its product cyclin H (gene CCNH). Gene Ontology annotation, molecular function: cyclin-dependent protein serine/threonine kinase regulator activity. Gene Ontology annotation, biological process: DNA-templated transcription; regulation of cyclin-dependent protein serine/threonine kinase activity; regulation of transcription by RNA polymerase II. Bases 33 to 1010 code for a protein of 325 amino acids. The transcript has 9 exons. Lineage: Eukaryota; Metazoa; Chordata; Aves; Passeriformes; Hirundinidae. Gene Ontology annotation, cellular component: nucleus; transcription factor TFIIK complex. The record is from RefSeq and is a predicted model, not a curated record.